Molecule: messenger RNA, 1432 nt
Organism: Rosa rugosa (rugosa rose)
Lineage: Eukaryota; Viridiplantae; Streptophyta; Magnoliopsida; Rosales; Rosaceae
Product: plastoglobule-localized metallopeptidase 48, chloroplastic
Exons: 9
Coding region: 71-1093 (340 amino acids)
Biological process (GO): CAAX-box protein processing
Cellular component (GO): endoplasmic reticulum membrane
Molecular function (GO): metalloendopeptidase activity
Source: RefSeq, a predicted model, not a curated record
ACAAACGCUUAACGGCUUUAAACCCGAAAGCACACGCCUCUCUGCUCUGUAACUCCGUCACUCCAUUUCCAUGGCUUCCGUUCCCUUAUCUUCUCUCUCCCUCAACCACAACCCUACCUCUCUCAGCUUCAUCUCCACAGCUUCAGAUCACUUCAGGCUUGCUUCACCUACCUUUCAAUUCGCCACCGUCAGCAAAUUUCGCUGUGUCAGGUUCGCCGUGAGUUGCAGAGCUUCCUCCGUCGUCUUCCGCAACCUCGACGCCGAUGACUUCCGCCACCCUCUCGAUAAACAGAACACGUUGAUUUUGAGAGCGAUUCCAGGACUAACUGAAGUUGGAAAGGUUCUACUAGGAUCUGUUACGGAGCAAGUGAUGCUUCUUGAGAAUAUCGGAACGUCCCUUCUUGUUUCGGAAAAUCAGCUUUCUGAUCUACAUAAAUUGAUGGUUGAAGCCGCGGACAUACUCAACAUUGAUGCUCCUGAUCUAUAUGUUCGUCAAAGUCCUGUACCAAAUGCAUACACUUUAGCAAUAAGUGGUAAAAAGCCAUUUGUUGUUAUCCAUACUAGUCUAGUGGAGCUUUUGACACGAGAAGAGUUGCAGGCUGUUUUGGCUCAUGAGUUGGGUCACUUGAAAUGCGACCAUGGUGUGUGGCUUACAUUUGCAAAUAUCCUUACCCUUGGAGCUUAUACCAUACCUGGGCUUGGUGGCAUGAUUGCUCAGAGUUUAGAAGAGCAGUUAUUUCGUUGGCUCCGAGCAGCAGAGCUAACCUGUGAUCGUGCAGCCCUUCUUGUUGCUCAAGACCCAAAGGUGGUCGUCUCUGUGUUGAUGAAACUAGCUGGUGGAUGCCCAUCUAUGGCUGAUCAACUAAAUGUGGAUGCAUUUUUGGAACAAGCUCGCUCUUAUGACAAAGCUUCUUCAAGCCCUGUAGGCUGGUAUAUAAGAAAUGCACAAACGAGGCAACUUUCACAUCCUUUGCCGGUACUACGAGCUCGUGAAAUUGAUACAUGGUCAAGAAGUCAAGAGUACAGAACUCUUCUAAAACGAGCAACACAGAUCACUGCCGGAUCAAAAAUUUUAACAACACCUGGAAGAUAGAGUAAGAUCCAAAGCAGUGUGAAAAGCCUCAAAUAGCAGCAGCCAGCAGGGAGCUUGGGAAAUAAAGAGGAUUUUUUGCCUAGCGUCUAAUGCACAAAGUCUUGCUGUAACUAAAGUCUGCAGAUUGAGUAUGCAGAUGGAGUCAUAAGUUGUAAGUUGAGUACUUUGGCUUGUCAAUCUUUUGCAGUACAAGAGAUGUAGUUUGUAUAAGUGAUAGUAAUACUCCUCUUACAGUGAACAUAGAAUUAGGUUGUUUAUAAUACUUGGUACUUCCCUGAUGAACUCAUUUUGUAUAGUAUAUUCCUUUUGUUGUAUAGUGUAUUCACAUUCAUAAUAUUC